Molecule: messenger RNA, 446 nt
Organism: Diversispora eburnea
Lineage: Eukaryota; Fungi; Glomeromycota; Glomeromycetes; Diversisporales; Diversisporaceae
Source: the annotation of a GenBank genome assembly
UCGAAGACCAGCAUAAUCACGAACUUGUAAAAAAUAUUGCUACUCUUGUGUCCAGUUAUAGAAGAUUUAUCCCAGAAAUGUGUGAUGAUAUAAAGUUACUUGCGGCGUGUGGUGUGCGUCCUGGUACGAUUGUUGAAGUUUUACAACAUAAAAAUUCAGAAAAAUAUAUUCACGACAAAAAUGUUUAUAAUUUGGUUAGUUCUAUUCGUCGCCAUCAAAUUCAUUCUAAAAGUGAUGCUAGUUCAAUGUAUCUUGAUCUCAUGAUCCAAUGGCAAGAAAAUCUGACUUUUCAUGUUGAUGCGCAGUUUGAAGGCCAAGAUAACCACCUUAUUCGACUCUGCUGUAUGAACUCCUCUCAACAAGAAUUAUGGUCGCGUUUUCACAACAUCCCCCUUCUUGAUACAACUCUACGACUUCUUGAAAUCACAGCAGAUGGACAAAGGUAA